AUGACGAAGUACCUGAGUAUUAGCUCGCUGCUCAACACCAGUGCCUCGGCCGACGCUGGUGACGCCGGCGACGCCGAUGAUUCACAGCAGCGCCCGGGAAACAAGCCGUAUCCGCCACGCACAAACUCGACGGACAGCGGUCUGGCGCACGGCACGAAGCCCGAGGCACACAUGGCACCUCAGCAGAACCAGCAGCACACGCCGCUCCUGCAUUCAGUAGCAGCAGCAGCAGAAACACCAGUGCCUACCGUCACGGAUACAGAGAGCCAACAGCAUCUGUCGCCCCCGCAGUCACUACAGCAGCACCAAAAGCAGCAGCAGCAGCAACUGCAGCAGCAGCAACAGCAACAAUUAGGGCAGACGAUGCUUGUUUCUCCCCCGCCGCAUCAUCGCCAACAGCAGGUCACGUUUCAGCAGCAGCAGCAUCAACAAAUACCUCCCCCGCCGCCGCCGUUUGGCGCACAAUACUCAGUACCACCACCACACAAUACCCUGCCCUCUGCGCCACAGCACCACGGUGCUGUCGUAUAUCCACCAGGGCUUAUUCGCGUGCAGCCUGGCUACUCAGUGUAUGACUAUCGCUACUGGCCGUACCCACAGCACGGGUUCCCAGGGCCGAUGCCCCACCAUCCGCCGCCACCAUUGCCCCCACACAUGUACUCUACACCCAGCGCUUACUACGCAUCUAUGUCAGCUACUGCCAGCAGCGAUUCGAAUAGUGACCAGAAGCAGGUCCCGUGGCGACGACAGCGCCGAUCUAAAGCGUGCUUGCACUGCCACAUGAAGAAAAUAAAGUGUGAGGGUGACGGGCCCGCAUGCAUGAAUUGCCUGCGCAAUGGAAUCGACUGCCAGUGGGUGCAGACGAAGAAGCGCGGGCCGAAGCCCAAAGCCAAGACCACCGGCACACCCCCGCGGCAGAAGGACGCCGAAGAUGCCAAGGACGCUGCGAACCAGCCCCUCCUGCAGUCAAGCACCAUAUCCAGCCCAACCAGCAUCGGCAUAAACAGCCCGGCAGUGACCUCGUCCGAGCAAGACACCAUGUCGCCAGCGCUGACCGUCUCGACCUCAGCCGUUGGCGAGAAUGAAAGCAAGAGCUCUGGAACGCUCAAUAGUGGAGCUGCUGCUAUACGGUCUGCGGUGUCGACACCCCCAGUAACAGCCUCACUACCGGCCAUCAGCGUCAGGCGGUCAAGGGAGCCCAUGCCGUUUGACGAGCUGAUGCGCCAGUUCCAUUCAGACAAAGUUCCGAAGGAGUCGCGCGACGCCGUCACCUUCUACUUUGACUAUUUUUACGGCGUCUGCCCCAUCUUCCACCCCGCCACGUUCAUCCGGCGACUCAUCGACGGCGAAAUAGACCCCAUUCUGAUCGACUCGAUGCGCGCGACUACGGCGCGCAUCAUGUCCAAGCACACGGGCCAGCACAUUGACGUCGAGCAGCUGAUGACCGACGUCAAGGAGCGGUUACUACUGGGUCUGGACAGGCCGACUGUCGACUAUGUGCGGGCCGUCGUCAUAAUGGCAUCCCUGGCCGGCGGCGAGGGGCAGUUUAUCUCGUACAACUCGCUGACAUGUCUGGCAACCAGUCUUAUCACUCGCCUGGGCUGGCACAUGAUGGAUCUCAACAAGCGUGCAGAGGGCAUGCCGUGGGACGAGUGGUGCGAGCAGGAGAUCAAGCGGCGCACGUACUGGGUAACGUACCAGAUCGACAGCUACCAGGGAUACCUUGCCGACCGCCAGAUGACAUUGCCCGUGUCUCGUCUGUACAUUUGGCCACCCGGGUGCGAUCCUGUGUGGGAGGACGUCUCGGUGCCGCAGAUCACAGAGUGGCCGACACAGCACAGCCCCGCAGUCUCGGAGGAAUAUCUGAGCGAGACUGGCUGCAUGUCAUAUGCGUUUGUUGAAAUGACGGAGCUAACCCGAAUCAUCACUCGCUUCAACAGGUUCCUGUGGGACGUCAAGAUCAACAACAUGGUGCAGCUGUCAAACCCCGCAUACACGGCGCAGUACCAGUUUCUGGAUUGCCCCGACCCAGUGGAUAUGCCCCGACUGGCGCGCAACGGCACAUUGACAGACUAUGCCGAGUUUGUCCGGCUCAGUGAUACAUUGUUUGCAUGGCGAGACAGACUGGUGCCGGCCGAGAAGCUGCGCUCCGGUGCCGCACCCAUGCGGGACAUCUCCGAGUUUGGCAGCCUAUCACACCGCCGAUUCCUGACGCGUGUGCGCUUCUUCUGCCUGCGCUGCUACUUCACGCCCAUGAUCAUCGGCUUCCACCAGUGUAACCGCCCGUCGUUCUUCCUUGACCCCGAGAGCAUGAGCUCGCGCGGCACCCCGGGUGCGCCUGACCGUGCGUCGCCAGCCAAGAGCGACUGCAUCGAGGACACGGUGAUCCGCGAGAUGCUUGGCAUGGCGUUUGCGGACAACUGGAAUGACGGGCUGCGCGCGUACGACGUCAACGAGGACUCGUGGAAUGUGUGCGUGCGUGAGGCAUAUGACCUGGAGAGGCAUCUGGAUCGCAACAGCGAUAUCCCAAUGGACCGGUGCGACCAGGUCAUGCCACUCUGCCUGUUUACGGUCAUCACAGUAUUGCUGAGGCAGAUACGCAUGUGCAGGCGCAAGAUCAGUGACGGCGCGCCCAAUGAGCGCGCACUGCUCGCUGAGGUUUCCAACUGCGGCCGUCUGCUGAGGCGCUACUGGACCAUGCUGCAGGAUCUUGGCUUCAUGUGGGGCGUCAAGGGCAUGGAGCAGCUGCUCAGGGUCAUGCAGAUUGAGGAGAUAGCGAAUGCCGCCGACAUGUUCUCAGGGCUCUCCCUGUGA
Messenger RNA from Linderina pennispora, 2814 nucleotides. RefSeq lists its product as uncharacterized. Gene Ontology annotation, biological process: regulation of DNA-templated transcription; DNA-templated transcription. Bases 1 to 2814 code for a protein of 937 amino acids. Gene Ontology annotation, cellular component: nucleus. Gene Ontology annotation, molecular function: DNA-binding transcription factor activity, RNA polymerase II-specific; DNA binding; zinc ion binding. The record is from RefSeq and is a predicted model, not a curated record. NCBI's taxonomy places the organism in Eukaryota, Fungi, Kickxellomycota, Kickxellomycetes, Kickxellales, Kickxellaceae. The transcript has a single exon.